This is a messenger RNA of Syzygium oleosum, 2694 nucleotides long. RefSeq lists its product as uncharacterized. The record is from RefSeq and is a predicted model, not a curated record. The coding region runs from base 21 to 2468 and encodes 815 amino acids. Lineage: Eukaryota; Viridiplantae; Streptophyta; Magnoliopsida; Myrtales; Myrtaceae. The transcript is spliced from 9 exons.
UUAUGGAUUAAAACUGGCUUAUGGGUACGCUUGAUUGUCUGCAGAGACCAAGGCCAAGCAUGGCAGCAACCAAGAUGAGUUUGAAGCUUCUUGUUGACCAGAGAAACCAGACCGUGCUCUUUGCCGAAGCCGGAAAGGACUUUGUGGAUUUCCUCUUCCAUUGUCUGGCUUUGCCAGUUGGAACUAUCGUGAGUCUUCUCCCUAAAACAGGCGUGGCGGGUAGCCUGCGCAAUCUUUAUGCAAGUGUCGAGAAUCUCAGCGACACAUACAUUGAACGUAGAGAGAAAGAGGCUCUGUUGAAUCCCAAAGCACGGACCGGUCCAGAUGUUCUGCGCUUAUUGUUGCCUGACUCUCCGCCUUCAGCGCCAGUAAACUACUACACUUGCGCUCCUAAUGGCGGUGGUUAUUAUGGCGCUCCAUGCAGUAGCUAUGUGACGAAUUCCCCUUCUACGAAAUGUCCUGGUUGCAGCCAUACGAUGAGCAAGAAACUUUCAUGGGUCGCGGGACCAGCUGUUGGUGCCACAUCCACAGCCAAGGUACCCGGUGGGGAGGGUGGUUAUGUGAGAGGCAUCGUCACGUACAUGGUGAUGGACGAUCUGAUUGUGAAGCCCAUGUCCACCAUCUCUUGCAUUACUCUCCUCAACAGGUUCAAUGUGCACGAAAUCGGGGAUCUCAAAGAGAAGGUGAUCGACUUCGGUUUGGACGAGGCCAUAAAGCUCUUGAACACUUCAUUGCACUCUAAGACGGUUCUCACGGAUAUAUUCAGCGGGGUUCUCACAGACAGAUUCAGCGAGGAAAAACCUCGUUACUACUUCAUUGCUCUAGAUAGGCUAGGGUCUGUAAUACAAUGGAGUGAUUGUAGCAACAUAAUUUCGGCCUUUCUUGCCAAGGAAGACUUGGUUGGAACUGUCUUGGACUUGACCCAAAGAAUGGCGACAGGCAAAGUGAGCUUGAAGCUUGUGAUCCACAAGAGCAACCGAACGGUGCUCUUUGCUGAGGCAGGCAAAGAUUUUGUCGACUUCCUCCUCCACAUCCUCGUAUUGCCGAUCGGACAGGUGAUACAGCUCCUCACGAAAACUGGGAUGGUGGGCAGUUUAGGCAAUCUCUACGACAGCGUCGAGAAGUUGAACGAUGUGUACAUCAAAUCUUCCAAGAAAGACAUUUUCUUGAAACCCAAAGCACCCGCCUUUCUCUCCGAAAUCCCAUUUCUAUUGCCUGAGACUUCGUCCUUACAUUCACCACCCAAAACCUACUACAGGUGCUCUUCCCGUUCGAACGUUAACUGUUGGAACUACGUGGCUGAGGACCGUUCUGCAUUAUGUCCUCAGUGCAAAAAUUCCAUGAACCAGACAUUCACUCUUGUCAGAUCAGCAUCAGCAUCACCGGCUGCUGCGGCGGCAUCAGCAGCUGAAUGGGACGGUAAGGGCGGGUUCGUGCUAGGGGAGGUGAUGUACAUGGUGAUGGACGAUCUGGCCGUAAAGCCGAUGUCGACUGUUUCGAGCAUUACUUUGCUCAAGAAUUUCAACGUGGAGGAGAUUGGGCUUAUUGAGGAGAAGGUGGUCAGCUUGGGAAUGGACGAGGGUAUAAAGCUGCUGAUGACUUCAUUGCACUCCAAGAAGGUUCUCACUGAUGUCUUCCUCGGUAGCCCCCGCCUGAGCCAUGAUCAUAUUGAGGCCGACUCGGAGCCGUCGGGUGAACAGACAGCUAAGGAGGAUUCAUGUGGUGAUGCCGAGGACAUGACACAAAGAAUGGCGUCAGGAAGAGUGAACUUGAAGCUUCUCGUGCACAAGAACUACCGGAAGGUGCUAUUUGCAGAAGGUGGGAAGGACUUUAUCGACUUCCUCUUCCACAUCCUCGCGUUGCCGGUCGGAACGGUGAUCAGGCUCCUUGAGAAAACCGGGAUGGUGGGCAGUUUAGGCAAUCUCUACAGCAGCGUCCAGAAGCUGGACGAUGUGUACAUCGAAUCUUCCAAGAAAGACAUUCUCUUGAAACCCAAAGCACCCGCCUGUGUCUCUGAAAUCCCGCUUAUAUUGCCUGAGACUUCGUCAGAUUCAACGCCGACAGCCUACUACAGGUGCCCUAGCCGUUCGCGGGGUAGCUGUUUGAGCUAUGUGGCGGAGGACCCUUCCGCAAAUUGUCCCCACUGCAAUUGUUCCAUGAACCAAGCAGUCACUCUCGUCAAAUCACAGGCUGGUAACCCGACGGCUGCUGCGGAACCAGCAGCUGUAUCGAACAGUAAGGGCGGUUUCGUGCAAGGGGUGGUUACUUACAUGGUGAUGGACGAUCUGGAGGUGAAGCCAAUGUCGACUAUUUCGAGCAUUACUUUGUUUAACGAGUUCAACGUGAAGGAGAUUGGGCUACUUGAGGAGAAGGUGGUCAGCUUGGGAAUAGACGAGGGUAUAAGGCUGCUGAAGGCUUCAUUUCACUCCAAGAAGGUUCUCACUGAUGUCUUCCUCGGUGAGAAGUGAGAGAGAACGUGAUACAUAUGUUCUGAUUUUGUGACUGGGGUUAUGCAAGACUUCUAGUGUGGAUUGACCUUUUUAUUUUUGGAUAUCAACAUGUUUAUCGUCACUAUUUAAGUAUUUAUGAUAUGGUUGUAUUGAUUUGGUCCAAAAUAUGAUGGGACCAUCCUGAAGAAUGAUUAUAUGUCUAAUAGCCGAUAAUGAAUGCUCAAGCAUAUGUUGAAAUUGUGGA